Messenger RNA from Porites evermanni, 421 nucleotides. The record is from the annotation of a GenBank genome assembly. Lineage: Eukaryota; Metazoa; Cnidaria; Anthozoa; Scleractinia; Poritidae.
AUGGCGACUUCUACAGAUAUGAAAGGAAAUGUGGUGAAAAUGGAAGUGGACUACAGUGAUACUGUUGACAAAAGAAUACCAGAAUGCGAAGCAUUAGCCGCUGUAAGUUAGAACUGGUUUUAGUGGUUUUUCUUCUUGAGAAAAAUGGCUUUAACUUAACACGUGCCGGUCUAGUAACGAACUAUGUACGAGAACCGGUUUAUUUCUUUUUAAUUUAGAUCCUUUAAGCUUCUUUUAUAAGGAAAAAUAGACAGAUCAAAGCUUUAUUUAUAUUAUUCCUGUUGUUCGCUAGGAUGGUAAACUCAGUGAUGCUCUGGACAUUCUUCUUUCUUUGGAAAAACAGACUAGGACGGUGAGUGGUAUUGCUAAAUUAAAAACAGCAUGUCAUGCAUGUUAUAAACUAAAGUUGUGGAUUGAUUAG